This is a messenger RNA of Emiliania huxleyi CCMP1516, 829 nucleotides long. RefSeq lists its product as hypothetical. The record is from RefSeq and is a predicted model, not a curated record. The coding region runs from base 138 to 608 and encodes 156 amino acids. The transcript has 4 exons. Lineage: Eukaryota; Haptophyta; Isochrysidales; Noelaerhabdaceae.
ACUUUCCUCCCCCCGUCCCGAGCACGACCAGAGCUGCUCCGGCGUGGUUUGGAGCGAGGCACGGGUGGCGGCGGGUUCGAGUAAAGGUCAGGGAAAAUGCGGGAUCCUCCCCAUUCCAUAGGCGCUCCGGCGGCCUCAUGGGCCUUGCCGAGGGCCGCUUCAGCGCGGUCACAGUGCCGUGGAGCCGGCCAGCGUGCUCGCAGCCAUGCCGCUGGUGGACCAUGCCCGCCUCCCGCCCGGCAUCGUGCAGCGGUCGUGCCCCUUUCCUGAGGGCGGAGGUGGCGGCAGCCAUCAGGACUGCGCCGAGGCACCCUCGGCACCCUCGGAGGAAGGAGCAGCGCGCGCCAGUGGAGGCCAAAAUCGUCGACAUCGCGUCGGCACUCUCGACGGCGUGCCUGGGCUCGCAGAGGGCGACCUGGGCGGUGCAGGGUGGCUGGGCCGCCCCCCUCCCGCGGUGCGCCAAGCCUCGGGGGUCGGGGAGACCAUCUAGGGUCGCCGAGGGGGCGGGUCGGACGCCCGAUCCGGCUGCUGGCCGGAGGACGUCGCCGGCUCCGCGAUUUUGGGCGCCCCAGGCGCCUCCAGCCGGGCCGAGCGGCGCCAGCUGGUAGCUGGGGCCGCAGGGCGGUCGGGCCGACACCGUGUGCUAGUCGGGGUGGGUUGUCUAGGGGUGUGGAGGUCGGUAGAGUGUCCGUUUGUAGCCUCCGGACGGGCUCUGGUCGGGAGCCCGCCGGGCCGGCUGAGGCUGUGUGCCCGUCCACUGUGGACCCACUGAUGGCCUAGGAGCCCUGCACGGAUGGUGUUUAUGCUAUAUAACACCUAGGGACCGCGU